Penaeus monodon (black tiger shrimp) is the source of this 3292-nucleotide messenger RNA. RefSeq names its product modulator of smoothened protein-like. The coding region runs from base 116 to 625 and encodes 169 amino acids. The record is from RefSeq and is a predicted model, not a curated record. Lineage: Eukaryota; Metazoa; Arthropoda; Malacostraca; Decapoda; Penaeidae. The transcript has 5 exons. Gene Ontology annotation, cellular component: ciliary membrane; Golgi apparatus. Gene Ontology annotation, biological process: negative regulation of smoothened signaling pathway.
GCAUCUAUACCCGUUUGUUUACUCUCGGGGGAGGAGAAGAAGGCGAGAUGUGAAGCGGAAAACAACUUUCACCCUUUGAUAUUUUCCUCCUCGGCCAUUUCCCUUACUCGUCACCAUGGAUAAACUGACGAUAAUCUCCGGCGCGCUGUUCCUUGCCGCAGACGUGUUCGCGGUGGUGAGCCUCGCCAUGCCCGACUGGAUUGUCUCUGACAUUGGAGGUGAUACUCGCCUGGGACUGCUAUGGACAUGUGAGACUUUAUAUAACAGAUCUCAGGUCUGCUAUGCACCAUCCCUUGGAGGAGCAUGGCUGGUGACACUAGGUUGUGUACUUUUGGGUUGUGUGUGUGUCACUGCAACCAUCGUUUUGCUGGCUCUCUCACACUGCCGAAUCAGUCUCUAUAUCAUGGCCUAUGCCCGUUGGGUUGGCUUCACUGCAAUGGUGCUGUUCUGCCUGGCUGCAGUUGUCUUUCCAAUGGGAUUUUACGUUGAAGAGAUUGGCGGAGAACCAUAUCAACUCCCAAACAGUUUCCAGGUUGGAUAUUCUUACAUAUUUUUUGUGCUAGCCCUUUGGAUGACAGUGGUUUCUGAGCUUUUUGCUGGAAAAGUCUGCCUACCCAAUUUUUAAGUCAUGCAUUUUGAAAAUUGGUGGACAAUGAGCUUUGUAUGACAAACUUUUUCUCGUGAGGGAAAGUGAAGAGAAAAUGAAAUAUGAAGGUAUUGAAGUGUGAAAUACCAGAAAAAUGUAAAUAGACAAAAUAAUUGAGAUCUUGUUCAUUUCCAAGUUAUCUGUGAUGUUUGGGACUUAAUAUAGUCAUAAUACAAAGUAACAAGAAAACUAUUAGGAGUAUGUAUAUUUUUGGGUUCUUUUUUUCCCCCUUUUCAGUUUUAGGUAAUGUACAGAAGCUUUAGUAUUGAACCAGUUAUUUUUUUUCCCAUUUAUAAAUUUGCCAAGCAGUAUGUGAUAUGACUUAUGUGUGACGACUUACUACAUUGCUAUUUUAAAGUAAUGUAAUUUUAGUGAAAUAGAUUUUGAAUUACUGGUUUGACAUUUCUUUUUUUGUUUACAUUUAUAUUGAAUGUAUUGCAAUUUUAGGCACCAAACCCAGAAUGGGAAUUUAUACUUGCUUAAAGUUAUUCCAGAUACAGAAAAAGUACAUAUCUAGAACAGUGAGACUUUUAAUUCCAUAAACCCAUGGAUCACAAUUUCGUGUACAAUAGGCUUUGAUGAUGUAAAAUGAGUAACUUCAAUGAAAUGUAAUGGUUAUGUAGCUACUAAUUUUUUGUGUUGACGUUGUAGGGAUUCUACUUGAAGUUAGAUAACUACUUUGCAAGAAAAGAAAUAAUUAAAAUGUGGAUGGAUGUAGAACAGAUCUGAGAAAUUGGUGAAUGUUUGAAUGUGUAUUUUACAGCAUUUGUCCAUUGUCUUAGUUAUUGAUUUUCUGAAUGAAAUAUCAAAGAAAAUAGUAUUUAGUUUUUUUAAGAUGUCAUAAAUUUGCAUUUGCUGGAAUUGAGAGAUUAGGUGGUAGGAGAGAAAUAGAAUAUAAUUUUAUUAGGAAAGUUAAUGAAUAGUUAUACGUUAUUUUCUCAUUAGCAUGUUCUUAUCCACCUGUGGUGGUUUUGGAAAUUAUGGCUUGAGAAAUAGAUUUAGAAAAUUUUGGCACAAUUGAUGGAGGUAUUGCUUAAUUUGACAAUAAAAUCUGCAAGCUUCUGUAGAUUUUGAUUCAGGCAAUUGUUCAGAACUGUAAAGAAUUUAAGAAUUUUUCUGGUAUAAAAAUAUUUGAUUAUUAGAAUAUGUAGGCUCACUGCUAUAUUCUCCUUGAUUAUAAUUCAGACUGUAAUGGAAUAUAGACAGGAAUAUUAUUAUCUCAUAAGAAUUAAGGACAUACAAAUAGAUACAUUAAAUACAUACUUUAUUUCACUAUAUAUCUGAAAUCCAGGUAAGUUGGAGGAGUUAAAGUAUAGUGAAUUUUUUUUUCAAUCUGAAGGAACAUUAAGAGUAAAGAGGUACUAUUACCUGUUGCAGUAUAUGCUCCAUUGUGUUUUUAUUGAAGGGCAGAUGGUGCCAAAGGUUAAUGUUAAAAGAUCAUUAUUAUUAUUAACAUUAUUUUAGAAGGUGAGAUGGGGAAGAAUAUGCCAUAAGCAACUUUUUCAGGAUAGCAUUAUCUCAAUAAUCUUUUCACUCCAGCACUAUUAAUUUUCUUUUCGGUCAGUGUUGUCACUAUUGCUUUUCAAAACAACUCCAGUUUAUUGUAGCAUGUUAAAACUAUGUGUAAAAUUGUAACAUGUAGAUCAAACUCUGUAACAAUUUAUGUAAUAGCUACAGCUCCUUAUACAAAUAUGAUAUUGUUUGUUGGUAAGAUUAUAGUUCUUAUCAUUUGUAAAUCUUUUGUUCUUUGUAAAUAUUCUUUACAUGACAAGUACCUGUGAAUAUUUAUUAUUAUUAAUAUUGUAAUUAUAAUAACUUUUUGAUAUGUGAAAUGAUUAAGCACAAAUAGGAGAAAUUUGUGAUACUUUGUUAGAAUUUAAGUUCAUAUUUCAUUCCACUUUCUCAGAGAUCUGAUUUCCUAGUUUGUUUUUUUAUUCUAAAUUUGUAAACUUUUAAGUUGGUGAGUAUGUGUUUCUAUGUGUGCUAGGCCGUUCUGCUUCUUGUGUGCUCAUUGUACACUGUAUUUUUUCACAUGAAUGCACUCAUUGUUUUGCAGUACUGCUUAGUAAUAUUUUUUUGAUGUAACACUAAAUAAUUAUUGAAGACAGUGGUUCCCAAUCAAGGGAACUUUGAUCCCCAGGGUGCUGCAAGGGUGGUACUUAUUGUCCAUAAAUUAACCCCUUGACUUCAGGAUGGCAAGUACACCCAUGCCAUGCCCACAGUGAUUUUAGUUUGUUAAUUUUUGAAACAUAUAGAUGGCUCUAGAAAAGCUUAGUCACUAAGGAGUCAAUUACUAGGCAUACUUUAUCUCACAUGUUUACCCUUUUCUUGGUUUUCCUAAAGAUUUAUUUUUUUAUUGCAAUUAGUAUUGAUAACAUUAUCAUAAGCUCAAUGCCAAUAGUAAUAAUAAGAACAGUAAUGAUGUCUAAAAUAAAACUUUCAGAAAUUCAAGUAAUGGGGAUUUCAGGUGAAGUCAGGUAAACUUACUAACUGACUCCUUGGUGAUUAAGCAUUGUGGAGUCAUCUAUUAGUAUACAAAAAAAAACAAAACUACAGAGGAUAGUGCAGUUAACUAGUGCCAAUGGUUAACUUCAGAAUUCAAAAUCUUCAGCAUAUAGUGCAUUAUUAUUUACAAAUAAGGCAGUU